Molecule: messenger RNA, 1254 nt
Organism: Aureobasidium vineae
Lineage: Eukaryota; Fungi; Ascomycota; Dothideomycetes; Dothideales; Saccotheciaceae
Source: the annotation of a GenBank genome assembly
AUGGAGGCUAUCCAGUCGGCUUUCGGCCACGAUGCCGCGCUAUGCGAUCGUAUCCUUGCUGCCGCAAAGGAGAACCGCGAUCAGAUGCAACUAUUUGUCGAUAUCGCCAAAUACAUGUCACAAUAUAUGUCAGGGAAGAGAAUCUCGGAAGACGAUGCCGACCAGGGCCCCGAUCCAAAGAAGAGAAGGGUGCAAGCCAAUGCUCCUGCUGCUGCAGGACCACCGCCAGCUUCAAAGAAAAAGAUGACGGUACAACUGGCUGCAGACCCAUCAAGACUCGAAGAAGGCGCCAUCAGGGUCGUACACGAGGCAUCAGGUGUCAAUCUGGCCGUGCCGUUCAGCAAGAUUGAGCAAGUCUUCUGUUUACCUGUGCCCGAGAAAGCGGCGCGACAGUGGAACUUUAUCAUCUUUGCCAACCAGACUAUCGAUCUCAAAACAGGCGACAGAGCCAUUGAGGCUGAACAGAUCGUGUGGACCAUGCCCGAGACAGCCCCUGCUAACGUCACGGCUGCCGAUGGCUUCAGACCUCUAGAUGUCGAUACCUAUGUGACCAGCACCAUGAGGUCGCUGAACGUCUGUAUGAAAGGUCACGGCAAGAACGUCAUCAUCCCCACCGAGCAAGAGUUUGCAAGCGCAAUACCACAAAGCCAUAGAAAGGGUGAGGCUGCGUACCACGUCAAGGCUCACAAGGGAAGCAAGGAUGGCUACCUAUUCUUCCUCUCCGUCGGUAUCGUUUGGGCUUUCAAAAAGCCAUUGACACUCUUCACAUUCGAGAACAUUGAGUCCAUCUCGUACACAUCCGUCCUUCAACGCACUUUCAACAUUGUCAUAACCACCAUGCCGGACUCCGUCACUGGAGAAAAGCAAGACAUUGAGUUUUCUAUGUUGGACCAAGCAGAUUUUGCUGGCAUAGACGAAUAUGUCAAACGCCAUGAUCUCAACGACGCAUCCAUGGCAGCCGACCGUCGUGCUAAGAAGCUCAACAUCAACCCCAAACCAAAGACAGAAACCACAGAUGGUGAGACCGCUGGUGCGGCAGGCGCAGAUGACGACGAUGAUGAGAUGACCGAAAUUCAAAAGGCCGAGCAAGCGCUGCAAGACCAAGAAGAUGAGGAAGAAGAGGACUACGACCCUGGCUCUGAAGGCGAAAGUGAAGGCUCUGGAUCUGAUUCUGAAGACGGGGAAGGUGGUGCUGGAGGUGGUGAUGAUGAGGAGGAGGAGGAAGAAGAGGUCCUCGAGGAUGACGAGGAGUAG